UUACAAGGUUGCUGAGGUGUUCCUCGUUUUCCGGAAUUAUCCAGACGUUGCGUCUCUCUAUCGUGCUCACCAAUUAUAACUGUCAAGUCCAUCAAUGGCGUCUUCUCUGGCUCUCAAGAGACUCGUAUCCUCUAACCUUGUGCCGAGAUCCAUGCGGCUGAUGCACCCGGCGACAUCUGCAUCAUCAGCCACUCGUCUCUUUAACAACAGUGCGAUUCGCGAAUACGAUGACGAUGACGGCGAGGAACGUGGCCUUGACGUCCAUCGCCGCUCCGGUCGCUCCAUCUCUCGCCGCCGCGGUGACAUCUUCUCAGAUGUGCUAGAUCCAUUUUCCCCAAGCAGGAGCCUAAGCCAGGUCCUUAACCUGAUGGACCAAUUCAUGGAAAAUCCUUUCCUCGCGGCCUCACGUGGAAUGGGAGCUGGACUCCGCAGAGGCUGGGAAGUUAAGGAGACAGAUGACGCUCUCAACUUGCGGAUUGAGAUGCCAGGACUGGGCAAGGAGGACGUGAAGGUCACCGUGGAACAGAACACUCUGAUUAUCAAAGGCGAAGGAGCUAAGGAGGAAGAUGACGAGGAGAGUGGAAAGAGAUACAGUAGCAGGAUUGAUUUACCAGAGAAGCUCUACAUGACUAAUAACAUCAAGGCAGAGAUGAAGAAUGGCGUGUUGAAGGUGGUGGUUCCGAAGGUAACGGAGGAGGAGAGGAGGGAUGUGCGCCAAAUUGCAGUCGAGUAGUGAUGAGCUUGAAGCCAGUGUUUUGUUCUGCCGUCCCUUUUGAAUCUUAGGGAAUAAACUGUACGAGUACAAUGUAGAGUUAUGAAACUAAUCAAAUAGUUAAUGGAUGAACAAUCUUCUACUUUGUUGUUAAAAACUUAAGAUUAUCUUGC
This is a messenger RNA of Carica papaya (papaya), 885 nucleotides long. The record is from RefSeq and is a predicted model, not a curated record. NCBI's taxonomy places the organism in Eukaryota, Viridiplantae, Streptophyta, Magnoliopsida, Brassicales, Caricaceae.